This is a messenger RNA of Uloborus diversus, 1815 nucleotides long. RefSeq lists its product as uncharacterized. The coding region runs from base 1 to 1815 and encodes 604 amino acids. The transcript is spliced from 6 exons. The record is from RefSeq and is a predicted model, not a curated record. NCBI's taxonomy places the organism in Eukaryota, Metazoa, Arthropoda, Arachnida, Araneae, Uloboridae.
AUGGCCACUACUGGUUUGUUUACCUUAUGUGUUGCAAAUGUAAAUUAUGGAGGAUACGUUCCAGGAUUAAAGUAUUCUUUUGGACAUACUUAUGGAUAUUCGGAAAGUAGAUUAUUUAAAUCUCAGCACCCAGAACUACAACAAAGCACCGACGUUCAAGAGAGAUUAAUCCCUUAUCAGCCUCCACUUAGAGCUUCCGCAUCGCUUCGUGCCGUCGAUGAUAAUUGCAUCCUUAGGAAUGGUGUCCACCAGAAAAUAUCGAAAAUUGAUGAAUGCCAACAGCGAAAGGUCCAGUGGACGGAUGGCAGUGCUCCACUGGUUCCUAGCGAAGAUGCCAUGGAGGCCAUAAACUGUGAACAAACUGAAGCUGAAAAUCAGAAUGCAGAAAAUGAGAAUGCUGAAAUCCAGUGCUCGAUUGAAGAGGUGCCUGAAGACAGUCAGGAAAGAGAAGGGCUACGAAGUGCUGCAACCCAAUGGAGUGAUCAAGAAGUCCACAGAAAGAAAAAAUAUAAUGCUGGAACUCAGUGGUCUCCUGUUGAUUUUUCUCCUUUAAAGACCAUACCUGGAUAUACAGGGCAUCUACCAGGAAGGCACUAUGUCAAUCCAGGAAAAACGUUUUGUCAAGAAAUGGACGCUCUACUCAGAAACUUCCACCCAAAUUCAGCGGCAGUUCUACCUCUUUCAAGACAUAAUUUCACAUCAGCCCUGCAGCAAAUGACGGACGUCAAACCUGAAGGAAAAGAUGAUCCGUAUUUUGACAACAGGCCUCCAUCAACAUACGCGAAUAAUUAUCCAAUUCCUGGUUAUCAAGGGUUCGUUCCGCGUGUACGAACGUCCACCUCUUCUCUUGGGAUUCGAUACAUUAAAGCAGUAGAAAGAAGCCUUCAUGCCCUUCAUGAACAAAAAAACAGGGAAAGAAAGUAUGAUGAUGAAGAAAAUGAAAAUGUUGCCAAUUCUCCUAAAAAACUCUUAGAAAAAAGGCCUCUUCAUACGCCUAGGCAUAGGCCACAUCCUAGACAAAAAUAUCCAGAAGAAGAUUGGAGAUCAAUGUAUGGAAGACCUCCAUCCACGUAUCUAGAUUUUAACAAAACAUUUAUUCCAGGAUACAAAGGAUUUAUACCACAUUUAAAAGGUUCUCCAAAUGUUGUCGGUGUCAGGUACAGCAAAGCAGCUCUUAGAUGCUUGGAGGCUACACAAAAAUCAUUUGAUAAAAUAAAAAGUAAGUUUUCAAGAGCUCGAAAUGGAAGCGUGGAUCAGCUUCAAAUUGAAGAGCAUAUUCCAAAUGAAGAGCAAGUUUUAAGUGAAGAGCUACAACAAGAAACUGAACAGCCGGAAACUCAACAAUGUACCGAAAAUGGACAUGGAGCAGAUUCUGACCAUGCAGCUGAUGCAGAGAUAAGUAAAAUAACUUCGAUAGUCAAUAACCGACGUCAACGUAGAUUAUCCGAAGAAAGACCAUAUCGCCAACAGCAUUCAGAUUAUUUAUAUAACAGAAAACCCUCUACUUACAAAACUGAUACAAGACAUCCUAUACCUGGAUAUCAAGGUUUCGUGCCUCGCCUAAGAGACUCUCCAACAACUUUAGGACUGCGCUAUACUAAAGCAGCGUUAAAGACGUUGGAAGACGUACACAGACAAUGUGAAAUGAAACAGUUUGUUGCUAAAGAAAGAAAAACUCUGAAUGAUUUUUCUGGUAUUAAUUGCCUGAAGCAGAGGGAGCUAGUUGUUAGCCAAAUGAACAAUAAAAAGUACAAUGGUGACUGCACAGGAGAAAGCUUAGUGUUUGUUGUGGUUAUCCGAAAGAAAAUCAAGUAA